AUGAAGGUAACUAAUUUUGUCUCCUUGCUAGCCUCGAUCAUAAGCAUCGUCCCUACUGCUUAUUCUCUCGCAACAUAUUCCGCUACUUCUGGUGGUCCCUCUUACUCUGUCGGAAUCUCUUCAAGUAAUUCAAACAAUGUCUACUUUCAACUCACGGCACCAACCUCAUAUCAAUGGGUUGCUCUUGGCAUCGGUUCCCAAAUGUCCGGAAGUACCAUCUUCGUUAUGUAUGCUGAUGGUACCGGUAAUGUGACACUGUCUCCUCGAAAGGGAACCGGACAAGUCGAACCAAAGUACGAUAGCAGUAUAACUGUCGAACUACUUUCCGGGAGUGGCAUCGUGGAUGGGAACAUGGUCGCCAAUGUUCUCUGCACAAGCUGUAGCUCUAAAUUAUCAUCCACAACAUCCACAUCAUCAAACUGGAUAGCAGCAUGGAAUUCUGGGUCUGCUCUUGACACUACCGAUACUUCGACAUCCAUUAAACAACAUUCGGGAUCUAACCAUAAAUCAUUCACUUUUGAUUUGUCGCAAGCUCAGUUGGAAUCUGAUACAAAUCCUUUCACUUCAACAUCUGCAGCUACGACUUCGUCUAGUGGUAACUCCACGGAUUCGUCAAGUUCAUCUAGUUCUUCUAGCUCCAGUGGACUUUCUCCCGUUCAAUCAUAUGACAUGGCACAUGGAAUCAUCAUGGGAAUAACCGUGGUAUUACUCUUCCCCCUCGGCGCACUUUCCAUGCGCGUUUUCGGUAGACCAUGGCUCCACGCCAUUCUCCAAAUCCUAUCCUUUUCCUUCUUGAUUGUAGGUCUCGGCUUGGGAAUCAAACUCGCAGGAUUAAAAUAUGGCUCGUUUGGCGAAUCAACAACACUCGCAAAACGCAUCGUUAUUGACGAAAUCGCGAAGCGACAGUUUGGGAAUUUUGGAAGUAGCACGUUUACGGGCACGUCUCCUUGGGCUACUGCGACGGGCACUUAUACUGGGGGAUUUGGCCGUCCAACUUCGACUUCGGAUUCUGGGUCUGGAUCUAGUUCCGAUUCUGGAUCGUCGGGCUCUGGGACCGCUGCCGUCACCGGCGCGGCUGUUACACCAUCUUUGGGAAAGACUAUAUCGAAUACAACUCACAUGAUCUUCGGGAUCAUAUUAGUUAUUUUGUUCUUCAUUCAACCAUUUCUCGGGCUCAUCCAUCACUGGAGAUACAUGCGAGCUCAGCAACGAGGAAUGUUUGGACAUAUCCAUGUAUGGUACGGUAGGAUAUUGAUUGUCCUUGCUGUAAUCAAUGGUGGAUUAGGAUUGCAGUUGGCUGCCAAUACACGGAAUGGAGAAGUAGCUUAUGCAGUUGUCGCUGCAUUUAUGGGGGCGUUCUAUAUUGGCGUCAUGAUUCUUACUUCAAUGAGAAAAAGAAGGCUGAAUAGAAAUGGAUCAAAAUUUUAA
Messenger RNA from Botrytis fragariae, 1428 nucleotides. Its product is annotated as putative integral membrane protein. NCBI's taxonomy places the organism in Eukaryota, Fungi, Ascomycota, Leotiomycetes, Helotiales, Sclerotiniaceae. The coding region runs from base 1 to 1428 and encodes 475 amino acids. The transcript has 3 exons. The record is from RefSeq and is a predicted model, not a curated record.